AUUCAUCAUCCACUUCCCCAUUCAUAAUCGCAACAAUCAACCUCGGCGACGAUGCCCUUAAAAUCUCAAGGCGCAGCUUCACCAAGCUCCAGACAAGUUACUCCAAAGUGAUGAGCGACUCCAACCCCAAAAGUAACGCCAAUGGCGCCCCUGCCGUCGCGAAUACCAACGGCAACACCAACUCCUUCGCCCAAGCCCAGCAGCGCCUGGCCGCGCGCCGACAAGCACGUGAAGCCGAGGCGUCUGCCCGCCUUGCAGCCCAGCAAUCCGCCUCGCAACUGCGCGCCCGCAUAGCCGCCACACAGUCUCCCCUCCUCCGCAGGCUGGGCACGUCGACGCUCUCCCUGUGGGACGCCAUCUCGAGCCGCGAGGGCACGCGCCCGGCCUUUCGCGUCGGCCAGGUUGAUGCGGAACUUCUCGACGAGGAGCUGGUCGAGCUGCUGCGUGGGCAAGUUGGCGACGCGCUAAAGUACAUUGGCGGAGGCAACGCCGGGGCUGGGAGCAGCAGUUCAAUACUGCAUGACUGGGAGGCCGAGAUCUCGCUCGCGUUGAGGGCCGUCUUAUUCAAGUUGACUGUGUGGGACCACGAUGCCACAUAUGGCGCGGCCUUGCAGAAUCUCAAGUACACGGAUGCGAGACGCGAUGGGCCGGCGCUGGUGCCACCGAGCAGGUGGCAGAAGUCGCUGCAUGGGUUGGUGACGGUUGGGGGCAGAUACUUGUGGGCAAAAUGGGAGGAUUGGCUGCUGGAGCAGGACGACGGAUUUGAAGGGCCAAGUCCGAGGGUACAACGACUGUCGAGAUGGACUUCAACACUAUCUACGAUGCACGCGGCUGCGGCGUUUGCCUCUUUCCUGGUCUUCUUACUCCACGGGAGGUACAGGACACUACUGGACAGGGUUCUGCGCAUGCGCUUGGCGCCUCCAACGAGCCAGGUCAGCCGCGAGGUGUCGUUCGAGUAUCUUAACCGACAGCUUGUUUGGCAUGCGUUUACCGAGUUUCUGCUCUUUGUGCUGCCGCUGGUGGGGAUAAACCGGUGGAGGCGAUGGCUGGCAAGGACAUGGCGGAGGACGAAGAAGAUCAUGAGCACAGGAACCGAGGUUGCAGACCACGAGAAGAAGGGCGAAUAUUCGUUUCUGCCCGAGCGGACAUGCGCCAUCUGCUAUGAGGACCAAAACUCGGCGAAGAGUGAAAAUGAGCUCAUGGCUGCUGCUUCUACCGGAGUUGUCGGAUCGGCUCAAACAGAAAUCACGAACCCAUACGAAGCGAUCCCAUGCGGGUGCACCUACUGCUUCGUGUGCUUGGCAACAAGGAUCGAAAGAGAGGAAGGUGAAGGAUGGCCGUGUCUGCGGUGCGGUGAGUUGAUCAAGGAGUGCAAGCCAUGGAAUGGAGACGUACUGGAGCCGGAGAUCAAGUCACCUGCCUCCAAAACAGUGGUGUUUGCAGACGAUGUGAAGGUUGCAUCGGACGAAGAAGGAGAAGGGGUUGAGCAAGAGGAUUCACAAGUCUUGAUUGAGGAGGAUGUCGACAGGAGCCUGGAGGAUCUUCGUGCGCAAACACCCAGUGUGGUGUCUGACCAAGAAGACGACUUGGAGGGUUCCGAGUCGGAAGACUACGAUGCAGAAGAGAAUGACCUGAGCGAAGACUUGAACGGUUAGCAGACUGCUAGCUACUAUGGGCUGACUAGGAGGUAAAAAACGCUCAAAGCACACAUCCAGUAUGUACAAAUAUGUACCAAAAUCCACGGAAUGGUGCCUUCGUUAUGUUAGCCAGCAGCAUCGUCUUGUAAUGCCCAGCAUCCCACCUUGGGCUACAAGACGGAUCAGCACUGGUGGGAAGAAAUGAUCAUCC
Parathielavia appendiculata is the source of this 1848-nucleotide messenger RNA. RefSeq lists its product as uncharacterized. Gene Ontology annotation, molecular function: zinc ion binding. The coding region runs from base 111 to 1655 and encodes 514 amino acids. NCBI's taxonomy places the organism in Eukaryota, Fungi, Ascomycota, Sordariomycetes, Sordariales, Chaetomiaceae. The transcript has a single exon. The record is from RefSeq and is a predicted model, not a curated record. Gene Ontology annotation, biological process: protein import into peroxisome matrix. Gene Ontology annotation, cellular component: peroxisomal membrane.